UUUUGUUCGGACCUAAUCUCUGGCUGUAUAUCCGGAUUAGCGAUUAUUUUUACAACUUUUGCUGCACUUUUUAGGUAAUGAAUGGGAUUACAUUUUUUUAAUCCAAUGCCAGCCGUGAGCUAUAAAAAAUCUAGCCGAGAAAAAAAACAAAAUUCAGGUCAGAUCCGCCGAUUGACCUGCGACCUAUGGGUCUCAUGAAUGGGCAGGUCAGAAGAAAAAAAUUGGGUAUAAAAUAGAGCUGAAAUUCUGAUGCAACCAGCAAACGCAGUUUAGCAAUCCAACAGCCAAGAUGUGCCAAAUCCAGCAGAAUAAUCCUUCCCAGCCGGCCAAGGAUUCAGCUCAAAAUUCCGGGGAUUCCCCGCCACGCUCUCCCACCGCCGCCUAUGCCAUGUUCCUGCACCGCGAGGAGCUGAGACGCCGUAAAGUCCACGUUUCUCGUGUUUCCGUGACUAAAAUUCACCUGACCAGCGAAUUGAUAGCAAAAACCAAACAGAAUAUAAGGCAGUGCAGCUUCGAGGAUCUGGAGAUCCUGGCCCGCGAGACGCUCUUCAAGAAGAAUCUACAAAGACAUUUGCAUUAUCGGAAAAUGCAAUAUCAGCUAUGGAUGAUGAACAAAAAGAAGCUGGCAGCCAAGCAAACCAAAUGAGAGAAGGGAAAAUAAGUUAAAUUAAUAUAAGAACAGCAAAAGUGAUAAAAAUAAGACUAGCUUUAGAAAUUUAAAAAUUGUAGAAAUGGAAUUAAAUUAAAUAAUU
Molecule: messenger RNA, 752 nt
Organism: Drosophila serrata
Lineage: Eukaryota; Metazoa; Arthropoda; Insecta; Diptera; Drosophilidae
Source: RefSeq, a predicted model, not a curated record